AUGGUGAGGCGCUCCAUAAACCCUCGGCGCCAGCCUACGGCGAAGACGAUUGCUCCACCGCGAAGUUCGACGUCUACGUCGGCCACUCGAGACUCGACUGUACCAGCACCACUGCCUACGGUCAAGGUGUCUGUGCGGAAUUUGCGGCUACGACGAGGCGGAGAUAUCACGUACAACUUGAAAAUGGCCACGUGCUUGAUGAGUAAUCAAGAGAUGGCCGUGUCGAUUGUGCUGCCAGACUCUUUGAACGGCAUCUCCGUCUACCCUACCGAGGUGCUAUUCACCCGCUACAACUUCCGUCAGCCCCAGUCCAUUUCAGUACGGGCGACCGACGCGUCCGACCUCAUUCGAUUCGAGAUCCGCCACGUCCCAAAACUAACAUGGGCACCCGACCAGCAAGCCACUAUCACGCCUGUGUCCGUGCAAAUCAUGCCCAAGCAAGCUCUAUUUGUGUUUAGCUUUGGGUCGGGGUUAUACGGGCGGCUUGGUGUGACCCAUCGCUUCGACAAGCGCGAUGCUAGCGCUAACACGCCGACCCCCCUCGAUUCCAAGUGGCUCGUGCCAGCUCAAGUGGCCUGCGGCCUAGCCCACACCGCCAUCAUCGACGCAAACUCGCAUUUGUAUUGCUUUGGACGGGGCAGUGAAGGGCAACUCGGCCAGCCGCACUUGGAUCAUGUCAAAACCCCGUCCGUCGUGCCCAAGCUCAUGAACAUGAUGGUGACCCACGUAGCUUGUGGAGCAAACCACACGUUGUGCAUCGUGAGCAGUACGUGGGUAUACGCGUGGGGAGACAACUCGUCGGGGCAGCUCGGGCUGAGCUUGAAGGCCAAACACCACCGCACCCCUGCUCGAGUACACAACCUCCCUCCCACACGCACCAUCGUGUGUGCUGGGAACCAUUCGUUUGCCGUGGACGUGGAGGGCGAUGUGUUUGCCACGGGGUCCAACAUUGCUGGUCAACUCGGGUUUGGCGAUUCGCAGCCCCGCGCGGCGUUUACGCAGGUGCCGCACCUGAGCCAUGUCCAGCACUUGGCGUCGGGAAUGUAUCACGCCAUUGCGCACACGAGUGUGCCGCUGGCCGUGAUGGUGUGGGGGUGUGGCGGUCAUGGUCGACUUGGUGUUGGCGACAUCGAGUCGAGGACAACCCCCGUGUCCCUGGAAACCUUCAACGGAACGCGGGUAAAGCAAGUCGCGGCGGGAGGCACACACUCGGCGCUAAUCACCGAGUCCGGGGACCUCCUCAUGUGGGGUGGGAAUGCACACGGUCAAGUCGGCGACGGCCUCUACAGCGACCGCCUCGUGCCCCAUCGCCUGCGACUCUUUCAUGGCAAAUACGUACGAGCCAUUGCGUUGGGAGAAUGGCAUUCUGUGGCUCUCGUUGACGACGCGUGCGUGUACGCAUGGGGAUUUGGCGAAGAAGGCCAGCUGGGAUUCGGAGACGACCGCAGCUCGAGCCUGCCACUCGUCGUGACCCCUCUGUCAGGCACGGCACCAGUGUCAGUGUCGUGCGGAGCCACACACACUAUUGUUGUCACAAUGCUCGAAGCAACAUGCCACACGCAGCAAGUGAAAGACCGAGAGGUACACGUUCAGGGUCGCCCAGUUCUCGGAAUGUGCGGCAUCUCGCGAGCGUCGACGGCUCACGUGGCGCAAGUCGAUGCAGUGGAAGGGCAAGCAUCCUUGUCGAAAGCGCGGUGUCGACUUCAACCGGCUCCGCUUGACUCCGCCCAGCACCACGUGUCAGCAACCAAACGCGACCAGCUCUACCGAACCAAGGCCGCCACCGACGCGGCCACAUACUGCCCGGCCAUUUCGUGA
Molecule: messenger RNA, 1818 nt
Organism: Aphanomyces invadans
Lineage: Eukaryota; Oomycota; Saprolegniomycetes; Saprolegniales; Verrucalvaceae
Exons: 12
Coding region: 1-1818 (605 amino acids)
Source: RefSeq, a predicted model, not a curated record